This is a messenger RNA of Columba livia (rock pigeon), 1577 nucleotides long. It is a transcript of the gene C4H4orf46, whose product is annotated as chromosome 4 C4orf46 homolog. The record is from RefSeq and is a predicted model, not a curated record. The transcript is spliced from 2 exons. NCBI's taxonomy places the organism in Eukaryota, Metazoa, Chordata, Aves, Columbiformes, Columbidae. Bases 80 to 541 code for a protein of 153 amino acids.
AGGGAUACGCCGCGAGGAAGCAGGGAGGCGGGCCGGGCCCCUGCGGGGCAGCGCUGCAGGCGGGACCGCAGGCCGGCUGAUGCCGCCACUACAACUCCCGGCGUGCAGCGCGGCGCCCGCGGCCCUCGCUCCUCGCUGGAGGGCGGUGACGUACCGGUGCAUGCCGGGAGGCGGGGGCGGGGCGGGGCCGGGUACGGGUGGGCGGGGCCGCAGAGCGGAGCGGGACAUGGCCGAGGCGGGGCCGCCGCCCGCGGCGGUGCCUGGGGGUUCGCCCGGCGCUGGGCCCCGGAGGACCCGCCGUGGAAGCGAAGGGUCGCGGCCGCCGGAGCUACAGGCUGGCGACACGCGGGAGCUGCUGGAGGAGGUGGAGAUGCAGAUCGGCGACGCCGCCUUCUCUCUGGCGAAGGUCCUGGAGGCGACGUCGGCCGUGUCGGCCCAGGUGGAGGAACUCGCCACCAAGUGCUCGGAGAACGCCCGGUUCCUCAGAACAUGGCGGGACCUGCUGCGGGAGGGGUACGAGUCCCUGAAGCCCAGCGGCUGAGCCGGACACGCCGCGCUGCUCGCUCCCGUCGGACCGGAGCGCGGGCUUUUCUUCCCAAACACCCUUUCUGGAGAGUUCACGUGGGUUUUUGUUUUCCUUCAGCAGCUCCCCGUGAGCCCAGAGUUCCUUCAGAAAUACUUGAUGACUCGUAUGGAUGUUGUGUGUAAGUCACCGAGCAACAUGACUUUGUUUAGGGAACCAUUUGUGACUUUUAGGCUCUUCUGUUACAUGUUAGUAUGUGUGGAAUGUCCAGAACUCAUUACUGGCGAGGAAGUGGUGUCCUGGGAGGUGUUGUCAGCCCUCCUUUUCAAGAGCUGUCACCUGUGGAAACCCUGCCAACUCCAGAGAAACUUGCUGAACUAACUUCAGUUUUUCUCUAUGCACACUUUUUCUUUGUAUUGAGGAUGGGGUAAUAUGGAAAGUUGUGUCUUAUUUACAAGGUUUAGAUAAGCCCCAUAUCUCAAACCUUACUAUUCUUCGCAGUAUUGCAGUAUAUUUCUAUAAAGCUACAGAUUUUUUGCAAGAUAUUUGGUUACUGUAAACAGUUUCACACUGUCUUUUGUUGUGAUGAAGUGCCUUAUGAUGGACUGUAUAUCUCUGCAUGGUAGAAGUUUGACAGUAUUGUUUACUGAUAGGAUGGAUUAUUUUGAACUGUGAGUAAAAACUUCCAUCAGUUAGAAGAAAAAUCUGUGAAAUGUAUUUUUCAUUUUCUCAGGAGGCACAUUAGAGCUUUUCCAGUAUUUGGUCCUGUUUUAUAUCUUUGCCUUAAACAGUUACUAGUUAGUUAGUCUAGAAGUUGCUGGUAACAGAACCAAGGUCGCUAAUUGUAAUAAAUAGCUGUACUGAAAUUCCUGUACCUUUACCAGAGCACUGUGAAUAAACGUAAUGCUGAAAUGCAACGGUAGGCUGCAGGAGAAUGUGGUUUUACCAUGAUUUAUUAGUCAGCCUCAUUUUUAUUAGUAGAAGGACCUUUUAAAAAACAAGCUGUAGUUUUCUUAUCAAAACAAUAAAGAUGUUACAAAAAAUUCUGAAAUAA